Drosophila montana is the source of this 4988-nucleotide messenger RNA. RefSeq lists its product as uncharacterized. Bases 95 to 4825 code for a protein of 1576 amino acids. Lineage: Eukaryota; Metazoa; Arthropoda; Insecta; Diptera; Drosophilidae. Gene Ontology annotation, cellular component: axoneme. The record is from RefSeq and is a predicted model, not a curated record. The transcript is spliced from 8 exons. Gene Ontology annotation, biological process: cilium assembly.
UUGCCAUGGAAAGCAUUGCCUUAGCAACCACAGAGUUUGUUGACUGAAAGGGAAGGAAAUAUUUAGCAGAACAGAAGAAGACACAAAUAUCAAAAUGAAUAUUAGCUCAGCGAUUUGCUGGAGCAACGCCUACGUAAGCGACAGCAUCACAAAUGUGGGCCCCGAUGUGCUCUGCCUGCGAGAGGGCAACUUGCUCAAGUUUACUCAGGUCUCAACGUUGGCCGUUAGCUACUUUCGGGCCGAAACCGUGGCCACCGGACUACACAUUAGCGCUUUUACGGGCCACAAUCGCUUUCCGCUGUUUGGCUUUGCCGAAAGCGUUAUGCGUCCGAAUAUAUACAUUUACAAGUAUCCCGAGUUGACCAGAUUCUCAACAUUGCCACCCUCAGCAUUGACUUUUACCAUGAUUCGAUUUUCGGAGCUGGAUCUGUUAAUUGGAAUCGGCGGCUAUCCAAGAUAUGCGAUUUGUGUUUUCAAUUAUCGCACCAGCACAAAGAUACUAGAGCAAUCAACUUUUAUAGUGACACCAGAAUUCUCUAUUUCACUGAGCAACAGUAACUUGCCCACCAUAGUGCAGUAUGACAAGAAGGAAAUGCGCAUACUCUGCUACGAGAUGUGCUACAUUGAGAAGGAUGCGUAUUUGCAUCAGGUCUCCGAGGUGGAAAUGGGCAAACACUAUGUCAAAUCUCACAGGUACUUCAUGUGCUUCGGCGACGACAAUGGACUCUAUGUGGUCAACGACUAUGGCGAAUUCUCCCAGAUAGAUAUUGCCUGCUUUGUCAUUAAGCAGCGCUGGUCGCCCACCUAUAUAAGUGACCAGGACGUGGAUAUGCACACACGGGCGCACGCUCUCCUAUCGCACCGAAUGGGAUUCCUGAUCUCAAAUAGUUCGAUGGCAUUCUACAUUAAGAAGAAGGCUGGCAACUUCACCGUCGAAUGGACCAUUGAUCAGAGUUUGUCCCACAUUAGCCGGUUUGUCAGCAAUCAGAAUGGUGAACUUUAUGCGUCGGGCGAGCUCGGCAGCAUUCAUCGGGUGGCGGUCGAGGAGAAUGAGGGUGUCCUUAAGCAGCUGGUUGUUGGCGGCAAACCGAUUCUGGCAUUUCGUACGCUGGCCUGCUUCAAGGAGGAGUGUGUCGUGGUGUUAUAUAAUGAUGGGAUUGCCAUGAUAGACUUACCAAGCGGCAGAACGCUCUCCGAAGUGCCCAUUCUGAUGUCCUGCGCCAUUUGCUCGCAUCGUACCAAUCCCUACGUUAUCGUAGGAACCAUCGAUGGUUGCCUGGUGCUCAUCCAUUUUGACAAGCCAUCGCUGCCAAAUAUAGUCAAUGAGCUUCAAUGCGAAACGGCAGCCGUAUUCGCCAUGGACUUUCACGACAACUGUGCCGUAUUCCAGGAUCAGGCCAAAGGGCUGCACAUUGUGAACGUGGAGUACCGUCCACCCAAGAUGACACACUACUUUACCAUCAACGAUGAUCUGCUGGUCAAACAGGUUUUUGUCCAGAGCUUUCUGCUGGUCGAAGGACCGCGUCUCUUAGUCAUGAUAUCGCGGGACAAGACCCUAAAGAAGCCCGGCCAUGCAGAUGAGAUGUGGAUCUACAAUUGGACCAAAGACAGACGCCUGCAUAGACGCGAAUUGCCAUUGCCCAACAGCUAUGUGGCAUUCUUCGUACAGGCGCCGAUGGGUCGUUGGGUACAGAUUGAGAUUGUGGCUGUGGUCAAGGACAGCAGCAUAUUCGAUCAGUUCAUGCUCAACGAGCGCAGUGAGCUCCUGUGGGCCGCAUCGAUAAGGUCGACUCACUUCGGCCACAUCAUAGGCAUCGGCCAGACAAAGCAUCUGCUCACAUGGGGCGUUGAUGGAAUUAUGGUCCACUUUCGCCAACACAAACGUGCCAAGAAGGCAUUCAUGAUGUCGCGCUUCAUAGCGCUUUUCUUCAGGCCCCACUUUCUGCUGCGUGCCAGAGAGUGCUACAAUUCCAAAUACCUUUUGGUACUGAGCGCCAACAAUGUGAUGUGGGUAAGUCGUCUACCCUCGCUGGCCGACAAUGUGCGUGAGAACACCGAAUUGGAGGUGCCCGAGAGGUUCAUAGUGCAGCAAACGGCGAUGGUGUCACGGGUUUUUCUGCCACUUACUGUGAAACUGGAGGUUAAGGAGGAAUACGCAUAUGCGGAUCUGUUAAAGCGCGAAAAGCUGUUGCAGAUGAUCCAAGAUUUUUCGGCCAAGGUGACGGCGCUCAUUGAUUACGACAUUUCCGUGACGGGCAAAUCGAAGGGAAUUUUCAAAAAGUUUUGCUACCAUUACAAAUGGCUGGACGCCUUGACUGAGGAGGCGCACAAGUUGUGCGAGCUGGAGCGACAAUCGUUGAUGCGUGCCAUUGACGAUCAGUCGCGGAUACGGGAUUGGAUUAUGCAGCUGGUGACGCGUGACGCUGCCAACAUUAUUUACAAAGUGCGUUCGAUAUUCGCAGAUGCGAACUUUGAGAGUUUCGCAUUGGUACGUAAGAGGAGUGCGACGACAUUCGAUAAAUAUCGAUUCUACGAUCUGGAGGAUCACAUACGACUCUCUGUGAUGUCCAUGGAAGAGCUGGAAGAUGAGCCGGCGCAUCCAGAUCGAAAUACCGAAGGCGACACUGGCAAGAAGUCCAGUCACGAGAUGAAACUCUAUGUGGUCGAAGGGCCCAGUAUCUAUGAGCACAUCAUGGCACCACAAUUUCAAUUGCAGAGCAAAAACACCGUCACUUCGAAUCAAAUAUUCAACGAUAAUUGCAAGUAUCGCUUUUAUUUGGUGGAUCCAAUGAAGCAGGAGUUCAACAAGCACUUCCACGAGGCCCAGCAACUGAAAAAGGAGACCAUCGAUAAUGUGCUCAGCACGAAUAAUGUGCUUCUCAAGAUCUAUGACAAUAUGAAUUGCAUGCUAAGACUCUUGAGCAUGGAGGCGUUUAAGCUGCCAGAGCUAACUGUGCCAGAACUAGCCAAGGAUGAGGUCAUCAAGUGCAUUCUGGAGGUCGAUGAUUCGGAAAUUAAGGCAAUCAAUCGACGCAGACGCAAAACUAUCGAUACGGGCGGCAAGAGGGGUCGCCUGCUGCUCUGGUCGGUGGAGUUCUGGGCGCGGGCACUGAUUGUCAUGAUGGAUGGCGUCAUCGAAAAGCUGUGGGAAGAGGAGAUCAAAAAGGAUAUACCGGUGCCUGAGUUUACGCUAAAGAAGCAGCCGCACGAGUACACGCUGGAGGAUCAAAAGAUUUAUCGUGCUUAUGAGGAUGCCGUGAAUCUGCUCCAGGAGGAUCGUCGCAAGUAUUUGCGCAUUUUGAACGAGAACGAAGCCAAAACGCUGCAGCUAAAGACAAAGCAAAUCCUCAAGCUAAACCAACGUGUUGCCGAGCUCAUGCUACUGAAACUCAAGUACGAUUUUGCCCAGAAACAAUGCCGCGUCCGUAUGCUCAAUCUCAUGACUAUCAAUCACUCGCGCGAUCAGUUGCGCGAGAAGAUCAACCACCACCGGACCGAUAUUGAUAAGCUUAACGAGUACAUUAAACGCUACAGCAACCUGCUGGACUUCUGGGAGAGAGCACUGCUGGAUGUACGCACGCGUCUCGAGGCCCAGCAGUCGCGAGAUCGCGCCUUAGAGCGACAGUUUCGCGGCAACUUCCUAAACUCUGUGCCACAUGCAGCCCACGAAAUGACCAAGCUAUUCAAGAAACGGCCCAAAUUGCCCAACAAACUGUUUAGCUCAUCGCUAAUUUGCGUUGAGGUCGCACAGAGACUCUCCCCCAAGCAAACGAAUCGUGUGGGCUUCCCCAUGCCCAAGGAGAUUGCCGACUUUUUGUCCUAUAUCGCCGACAAUGAUGCGCCCAAGUAUAGUCCAGCCUCUGUGGAUGCCAAGUCCUGGGAUAUUUUUGUCAAGUUGCGCCGUCAGAAGAUCGAAAGCGAGCUGCGCCUUAAGGGCAUCAGCCAUCAGUUGGUAGACAGCCAAAACUAUUUGAACAGCCUGACCAAGGAUAUAGCCGGUCUAAAGGACACAAAGGCUCAGACCCAAAAGGAAAUGGAGGACAGCAUACAGCAGUAUUUGGAAGCCAUGAGAAAUAUGCCGCUACAGUUGACCUUAUCACUGGGUCAGGUGGAGGUUAUGGUUAUGGGCUCGACCAAGUCGCUAUCGAACUGCGUUUUGAUGCAUGUGGAGGACAUCAAUGAAGUUAAUCGUAUGAUAAAGGAUGCUGGCAAUAAGAAAAUAAAAGCCAUGCAGCGCGUUGCCAUCUUCAGACGUCAGGUGAUCUUUAAGGAAUGGGAACACAAACUGUAUAAGGCCAAUAUUGCCUAUCUCAAGUAUAUGCUAGAUGCCAUCGAGAAGUGUAAGGUGACCAUCGAGUUUCUCAACAUCUUACGCAACUGGGACAAGGUCAAGACGGAACGUCAAAAAUAUAUGGCAGCCGGUGCUAUAGAACGUAUUUUAGAGCAAAAAAUUGCGGUCUUUAGGAAGCAAAUCGAACGCAUCAACAUCAAAAUCGAUAUAGUGAAGCAGAAAACUCUGGAAAUUAAGCGCCAAAAUCAUUCGAUUGAUUCUAAAAUCGAACGCCUCAAAGUGGAUGUUGCCUUGCACAAUUCACUGCGCGAUGUUAUGAUGGAGGAACGACGCGAUCGUGAGCAGCGCGAGCGCAUGGAACAGAUAAAAACGCAUCGAUCGUUAUUGGACAAUGUGCGCAAGCACUAUGCUCAUGUCUUGGAAUUGCAAACUAUUUUGGAAUUAUUACGACUGCGCACAUACCCUACCUUGGGGCCGCCUUUGCCCCAAUGUCAUCCGCCCGUACCAGAGCAUAUACUCCACUCUGUACCUUAGAUCGGCAUCUUUUAAAAAUGGUUGGGUAAGUAUAUUGAAAGACUACAAAUAUGCCGAAUGAUAAGGAGAGGAAGAUCAGGUCUUUGGCAAGUGCAAAAAAAUACAUUUCGUUGUAAUGAUGCAUCGAUUAUUUGAAAUAAACUUGGUUCUUCUUAUUGACUAA